AUGGAGAGAGCAAUUAUUUUCACCUGCAUUCUACUCCUCACCACAUACACAACACCAGCGCAGUCAAAGUACUACGGCAGAAGCUCGACGUACAAACCAGCCAAGCUGAAAAAAACACACCUCCAUUUCUUCCUCCACGACGUCCUAAGUGUUGCCAAGCCCACGGCAGUCCGCAUCGCGGGGCCGCGCGACCUGCUGGCGUUCGGGUCGGUCUAUGCCAUCGACGACGUGCUGACGGAGGGGCCAGAGGUCGUCGGGAAUGCUCGGGGAAUGUACAUGUCGUCGAGCCAGGGAAAGAAUCUGACGUUGGUGAUGCGCGUGGAUCUUGGAUUCACGGCGGGGAAGUUCACGGGGAGCUCGUUGAGCGUGUUAUCGAGGAAUCCGGUGACGGAGAGCCGCCGUGAGCUUGCGGUGGUCGGAGGCGGUUUAGAAUGGCUCAAGGGACUAUUUUUGUGA
Messenger RNA from Salvia splendens (bonfire salvia), 456 nucleotides. RefSeq names its product dirigent protein 4. The transcript has a single exon. NCBI's taxonomy places the organism in Eukaryota, Viridiplantae, Streptophyta, Magnoliopsida, Lamiales, Lamiaceae. The record is from RefSeq and is a predicted model, not a curated record. The coding region runs from base 1 to 456 and encodes 151 amino acids.